Molecule: messenger RNA, 1737 nt
Organism: Eruca vesicaria subsp. sativa (arugula)
Lineage: Eukaryota; Viridiplantae; Streptophyta; Magnoliopsida; Brassicales; Brassicaceae
Source: the annotation of a GenBank genome assembly
AUGGACUGGAGAUUGCUUACAGCUGCAGCUAAAGGGGAGACCAAUCUUCUUACUCCUGCCACGUUUCACCAAUCAGAUUUUGACAAGGUAACGCCACAUAACAACAACCUUCUUCACAUUGCAGCUAAGCACCAGCGGCUUGAUUUCGCUGCUGCCAUACUUGAUCUUCGUCCAUCUCUCCUCUUGGGAGAAAACAACAAUGGAGACACACCUAUACACGUUGCAGCUAGUGUAGGUUCCUUUCAAGUUUUACAACUUCUUGUCAAUAAUUUAACCGAUAUAGAUAUCGAAAACCGGGGAAUAACUAAGCAGCUUUUGAGGGCCACAAAUAAGCAGAAGGACACAGCGUUAAGUGUUGCAUUAAAGAGUGGACAUGUCGAUGUAGCUAAGCUCCUCGCUGAACAAGACAAAGGAUUGCUAGAGAUGGCCAAUAACAACAAUGAAUCUCCUCUGUACUUAGCCAUUGAAAGAGGGCUUUUCGACAUUGCUGAUCAUAUUUUGGCAACAUCUCCUACGGUUUCUUUUACAGGGCCUAAAGGUAUGAAUGCUCUGCAUGCCGCUGUGGAUUCCGACAUUGUCAACACUGUUUUAUUGACAAAACUGAUGGAGAAAAGACCGGAAAUGAUGAAAGAAGUGGACAGUAUGGGAUGGACACCUCUUCAUUAUUCAGUGUGGCUUGGGAAAGUCAAGAUAACACGACUUUUGCUUCAACAAGACAGCUCGGCUGCUUAUAUAUCAGACAAGGAAGGACAAUGUCCGCUUCAUCUUGCUGCCUGUACCGGUCAAAUCGAUUCUUAUAGAGAGCUUGUUGGUAGCUGUCCUUACGUUUGGGAACUAGUUGACGGUAAAGGAAGAACAUCUCUUCACUCUGCUAUCAUAUCAAGACAAAGAGGAAUCAUUGACUGUAUUCUACAGAUGCCUGAGAUAUCUCUUCAUCUGUUGAAUGAAAGCGACGUAGAUGGAAACACGCCUCUCCAUCUAUCGGUCGUUUACAAAUGGCAAGCAGUAUUACUGCUUCUUUUGGAUAACAAGCGAGUGGAUAAGUUUGUUAUUAAUCGUAAUCACUUAACAGCUGCGCAACUCUUUUACUCUCAGAAUCAAGAGAUUAGUUUCGAGGUGACGAGUGCAUACUAUGCACUGCAAAGAUACUACAAGCAACCUUCUCAGCGACAGAACAUGGAGACAAUGAAGAAGCAAGAAAAAGCAGAUGUUGAAGAAAGCAACCGUGCAAGAAGUGACGGUGCAAUGUACGAGGUUCAUCUUCUAGUCGCGGUUCUUGUGGCAACAGUAGCAUUUACGGCGGCAUUCCAAAUACCUGGUGGUUACACACCGGACGGUACACCUGCAUUGAUGGAAAAAGCAGCUUUCAAAUUUUUCUUGGUGUUUGACACAAUCGCCUUCUGCUUCUCUUUAACUACUGUCUACUUCUUGUUCUAUGCUUCGAGACACGGGUUUCGAGCACGUUCAUCUUUCCUCUACAUGUCUUGUCUAUUGAUGGUUGUGUCACUGAUCGCAAUGGCCUCAGCGUUUGUCGCAGGGAUGUAUCUUAUUUCAUCCAAGUCGAGACUGUUGUCCUUUGUACCUUUCGUGAUGGUUGGAAUCUUAUUCUUGCACGGUUUCAUCUACUGGUUCUUUGAUCCACGCGGCGGCUACGUCCUUAUCCUUGAACGACCUCGACAGUUUUUUAGGAAGCUAUUCUUCCAAAACCCAUUGUCUCAUUUUUUUGUUUGGAACUGA